Penicilliopsis zonata CBS 506.65 is the source of this 1501-nucleotide messenger RNA. RefSeq lists its product as hypothetical. The record is from RefSeq and is a predicted model, not a curated record. Gene Ontology annotation, molecular function: oxidoreductase activity. The transcript has 5 exons. Bases 1 to 1422 code for a protein of 473 amino acids. NCBI's taxonomy places the organism in Eukaryota, Fungi, Ascomycota, Eurotiomycetes, Eurotiales, Aspergillaceae.
AUGUCAUCCCUUACGCCUACCGCUUCAACCUCAUUUUCGCCUUCAUCUGCAACUCCAUUUGCGACUCUGUAUCCCAAUGCAGAUGUCCACACCGUCGACCUUGUUGUUGUCGGUGGCGGAGGGUCAGGGGCGAACGCGGCCGUUCACUUCCACGAUGCGGGCCUGUCGCUUCUUCUCGUGGAAAAGGAGGAUCGACUAGGCGGAAUGGUCGAUAGCUGGACCAAUCCCGCCACAGGCACUGUUUAUGACUUCGGCGUGGCCGCGUAUACCAAUUACACCGGGACCGUCGAGUUCUUCAACCGACUGGAUAUUGCGUAUACCGAGUAUGCUGCAUCCACAGAGACCGCGUACUAUGCAGACUUCACCACGGGGGAGACGGUGGAUUACCUCGCUCCCAACGUCACAGGCGAGGUCCGCGCGCUGGAGGAGUUCUAUAAUAUCACCAGUCUGUAUGAGGAUUUGUUCCUGCCUUCGUACGCCAACUGGCCAACCCCGGAGGAUAUCCCAGACGACCUGUUAAUGCCGUUUCGCGAGUUCGUUAUCAAGUACGACCUGGAUGAUAUGAUCUUGCUGAUGUGGGCUGAAAUCGGAGCUGGCCUCGCCGACAUGCUGGACACACCCACCCUGUACGUUUUGCAGACGUUUGGCCCCCAGACCGCCGCGGCGUUCAUGGGCACAGACCCCGAGUAUGUUCCGGUGUCUGGGCGCAAUCAGGAUAUCUAUGACGCGGUUGCGGAUCUGCUUGGAGAGUCCGUCUUGCUGAACAGCAUGGUUGUUGCGUCAAUCCGUCGUGCUGAUGGCGUGGAGCUGCUGGUCGAGAACCGGAUCAAUGGGACAUACAGCGUUAUCGUUGCCAAGCAACUGGUGAUGGCGAUUGAGCCCACGGCGACCAAUAUGGCGGCCUUUGAUCUUGAUAAGCAAGAGUCCGAUAUCUUCGACGUGUGUACAUGGAGCGUGGUCAACACAGGUAUUGUUUCGCAUCCCUCACUGCCUCACGGAAUGAUCUAUAAUUUGCCCGGCAAUGCUUCCUCCGCUGCUCUUUCUCUUCCGGAGCCUCCUUUUGUCGACUACUUUUCAUAUCUCGGCGAGGACCUCUGGCAAGUCAUUGUUGUUGGCUGGCUGGGCAUCACUACAGACGCCGCACAAGAACUAGCUAACUCGGCCCUGCACGCCCUGUCUGCCGCCGGCACGAUCUCAGCGACGAACGGGACAAACCUGACGAUCCGGGCGUGGUCGGACCAUGGUGCAAUGGAUAUGCGGACGUCAGCAGACAAUGUCCGCGAGGGUUUCAUCCAGCGACAGACAGCGCUUCAGGGGCACCGGUCGACGUAUUGGACGGGUGCAGCGUUUGCAAACCAGCUGUCGACGUAUCUGUGGGCGUAUAAUCUUGAAUACCUGGUUCCGCUGGUGCUGAGCAAUUAGGAUUUUAUAAUACUAGGUGCUGUGCCGGUAUUGGCUGAGAAGAGUUCAAGAUUCGGUAUCUACAUGACCUGACCAUAGC